This is a messenger RNA of Scleropages formosus (Asian bonytongue), 939 nucleotides long. RefSeq names its product adenosine receptor A1-like. The coding region runs from base 1 to 939 and encodes 312 amino acids. Lineage: Eukaryota; Metazoa; Chordata; Actinopteri; Osteoglossiformes; Osteoglossidae. Gene Ontology annotation, cellular component: dendrite; synapse; plasma membrane. The transcript is spliced from 2 exons. Gene Ontology annotation, molecular function: G protein-coupled adenosine receptor activity. The record is from RefSeq and is a predicted model, not a curated record. Gene Ontology annotation, biological process: G protein-coupled adenosine receptor signaling pathway.
AUGGCUGACCUAUUGGAGGUGGUCUACACUGUGCUGGAGGUGCUCAUUGCAGUGGCCUCUUGCCUGGGAAACGCACUUGUUGUUUGGGCAUUAUGGACAGGUGUCCCUCGACAAGAGGCAACUUUCUGCUUCAUGGCCUCGCUGGCAGUUGCUGAUUUCUUGGUGGGUGCUGUAGGCAUGCCGAUGUCAGUGCUUGUGGAUGGAAGGGUGGAGGUCUCCUUCCACUGGUGCCUAGUGACCAGCUGCGUGGUGCUGCUCUUCCCUCAGAGCUCUGUACUAGCUCUGUUAGCCAUUGCCACUUACCGAUUCCUGCGUGUUCACAUUCCCCUCAGGUAUAAAAGCCUGGUGACACAGCACCGCUCUUGGGGGGCAGUGGCGCUGUGCUGGCUUGUUGCAGGGGCUCUCAGCGUCACUCCUGUGCUGUGGUGGUCCGACCAGCCUUUAUCUUCCAACUCAACGUCUACCAUGUGCAGGUUUGUGGAAGUGAUCCUUCCAGCAUUCCUGGUCUACUUUACGACUGUCAGCUACACAGUAGUGCCCCUGCUGGGCAUGAUGGCACUCUACGGUGGAAUCUUCUUCAUCAUCACACAACGACUGCAGCAAGGCUUACGGGGGUGUGACAAGCCUCAGUCCUACUACAGAAAGGAACGCAAUCUAGUCAAGUCCCUGGUUCUGGGUCUACUGCUUUUUGUCAUCUGCUGGAUGCCCCUUCACAUCAUGAACUGCUUGUCCUUCUUUGUUUCACAAGACAUGGUCCCAAGAGAGGCCGUGUACGUUGGCAUCCUUUUGAGUCAUGUCCACUCCGCUCUCAAUCCCAUUGUGUACGGAUUCCGCAUACACAGAAUCUGCACCGCCUGUGUGCAUCUGCUGGGCAGCUGUGUGACACGCUUUCAGGAGGAGCAGGACAGAACCAGCCAGAGCCACAGCAGCAGGUCUUAA